Molecule: messenger RNA, 2397 nt
Organism: Panicum hallii
Lineage: Eukaryota; Viridiplantae; Streptophyta; Magnoliopsida; Poales; Poaceae
Product: beta-fructofuranosidase 1
Exons: 7
Coding region: 192-2186 (664 amino acids)
Biological process (GO): carbohydrate metabolic process
Molecular function (GO): beta-fructofuranosidase activity
Source: RefSeq, a predicted model, not a curated record
CGCUCGGUUGCUCAACGUUCACCUCUCUCCCGUUCAUACUCCCCUUCCGUGGUAUGAACAUGCCCACGGCAGCCACGACAUAAGGCGUCGUCGUGCCAUCGAGCGCAUGCCUCGAUCGAUCUCCUCUACCAUUAGCUGAACCCUAGACGAUAUUAGCAGGAAAUUAAGCCUGGUGCUUCCCGGAGGCCGCCAUGAUCGCGCCCGUUGCUGACCCGACGAUGAUGGACGGGGACGACGCGCGCGCGUCGCUGCUCCCGGAGACCGCCCCUCGGCGUGCUGCCCCCGGCGGCGGCGGCGGCUGGCAGAAGCGCCCGUCGUCGUCGACCGUCCUCCCCGCCGUCGUCUCCGCGGCGCUCCUGCUCGUCCUCGCCGCGGUCGCGAUCCUCGCGUCGCAGCACGCCGACGACGGGCAGGGGGGCGUCGCCGCCGCCGCCGCGGGGCGCGUCGUGGAGGUGGCCGCCUCCCGCGGCGCGGCGGAGGGCGUGUCGGAGAAGUCGACGGCCCCGCUCCUUGGCGCCGGCGGCGCGCUCCGGGACUACGCCUGGACCAACGCGAUGCUGGCGUGGCAGCGCACGGCGUUCCAUUUCCAGCCCCCCAAGAACUGGAUGAACGAUCCUAAUGGCCCGCUGUAUCACAAGGGCUGGUACCACCUCUUCUACCAAUGGAACCCGGACUCCGCGGUGUGGGGCAACAUCACCUGGGGCCACGCCGUGUCGCGCGACCUCGUCCACUGGCUGCACCUGCCGCUCGCCAUGGUGCCGGACCACUGGUACGACGCCAACGGCGUCUGGUCCGGGUCCGCGACCAAGCUCCCGGACGGCCGGAUCGUCAUGCUCUACACGGGCUCCACGACGGAGUCGGUGCAGGUGCAGAACCUCGCGGAGCCGGCCGACCCGUCGGACCCGCUGCUGCGCGAGUGGGUCAAGUCGGACUCCAACCCCAUCCUGGUGCCGCCGCCGGGCAUCGGGCUCAAGGACUUCCGCGACCCGACGACGGCGUGGCGUGUCCCCAACGACACGGCGUGGCGCGUCGCCAUCGGGUCCAAGGACCGGAGCCACGCCGGGCUGGCGCUGGUGUACCGGACGGAAGACUUCGUGCGGUACGACCCGGCGCCGGCGCUGAUGCGCGUCGUGCCGGGCACCGGCAUGUGGGAGUGCGUGGACUUCUACCCGGUGGCCGCCGCCGCUGGCGGCGAGGAGAACGGGCUGGAGACCUCCGUCCCGCCGGGGCCCGGGGUGAAGCACGUGGUGAAGGCCAGCCUCGACGACGACAAGCACGACUACUACGCCAUCGGCACCUACGACGCCGGCGCCGACGCCUGGACCCCCGACGACGCGGCGAACGACGUCGGGGUUGGGCUCCGCUACGACUACGGCAAGUUCUACGCGUCCAAGACCUUCUACGACCCCGUGCUCCGGCGGCGGGUGCUGUGGGGGUGGGUCGGCGAGACCGACAGCGAGCGCGCAGACAUCCUCAAGGGAUGGGCGUCCGUGCAGUCAAUCCCGAGGACGGUCCUCCUGGACACGAAGACCGGCAGCAACCUGCUCCAGUGGCCGGUUGUGGAGGUGGAGAACCUCCGGAUGAGCGGCAAGAGCUUCGACGGCGUCGCGCUGGACCGCGGCUCCAUCGUGCCCCUCGACGUCGGCAAGGCGACGCAGCUGGACAUUGAGGCCGUGUUCGAGGUGGACGCGGCGGCCGUGGAGGGCGUGACGGAGGCCGACGUGGGAUUCAACUGCAGCACCAGCGCCGGCGCGGCGGGGCGGGGCCUUCUCGGCCCGUUCGGCCUGCUCGUGCUCGCCGACGACGACCUGUCGGAGCAGACCGCCGUCUACUUCUACCUGGCCAAGGGCACCGACGGCAGCCUCAAGACCUUCUUCUGCCAGGACGAGCUCAGGGCAUCAAGGGCGAACGAUCUGGUGAAGAGAGUCUACGGAAGCUCGGUCCCCGUGCUCCACGGGGAGAAGCUGUCAGUAAGGAUACUGGUCGAUCACUCCAUCGUGGAGAGCUUUGCGCAAGGCGGACGCACCUGCAUCACGUCGCGCGUGUACCCAACAAGAGCCAUCUACGAAGCCGCCCGCGUGUUCCUCUUCAACAAUGCCACGAAUGCUCAUGUUACUGCAAAAUCCGUCAAGGUCUGGCAGCUGAACUCCGCCUACAUCCGGCCAUACUCGGCGAGUUCUCUAUGAGCAGGGUGGCAGGCCGGCAGUGCCUGUAUGAACUGGUUUGUAGAGUAGGGAUUGCUUAAUUGUUCGGCUUUUCUUGCUCUUCCUCUGGAACUAUUACCCAAGCAACAAAUUGAUGAAGAGGGAAGAGACAGGGUGUAAUUUUUGGGGGCAACAAUGUUUCAUUUGUUGCAUGAAUAAUGCGCAUCAACAUGUGUAACAUUCUUUUUUUCUC